This is a messenger RNA of Aspergillus chevalieri, 2214 nucleotides long. Its product is annotated as anoctamin family protein. The record is from RefSeq and is a predicted model, not a curated record. Gene Ontology annotation, molecular function: chloride channel activity. Gene Ontology annotation, biological process: chloride transmembrane transport. Gene Ontology annotation, cellular component: cortical endoplasmic reticulum. The coding region runs from base 1 to 2214 and encodes 737 amino acids. The transcript has 5 exons. NCBI's taxonomy places the organism in Eukaryota, Fungi, Ascomycota, Eurotiomycetes, Eurotiales, Aspergillaceae.
AUGGCAUCUGCUUCCGCAGACCACGCCGUGCACCACAACAAUGAUGUGGACUACGUCAUCCGCUAUCGAUUUGGCGAUGCUGAUACAUCGGAGGCAGGGAAGCAGUUGGAAUUGCUGCUCCGUACGCUGGUUGAGAUAGGAUUACAGACCGAGGUGCGUCAGGGGGAUGAAUCGACUUUGUUGGUGUUUGUGCGGGCGACGAAGAAGAGCGUCAAGCGUGGGGUUUAUCAUUCUCGUGUCCGCGACUGGCUCCAUGGCGUCCGCAACACCGAACCCGAAUCAGCUUCCACCGCAGAAGCCCAGACAGAAGCCGAGCGCCUUCGCGUAAUCUACCAUAUGAUCACAGUGCCAAAGGAAGAAGGUGGUGCAGGAAUUUCUCCGGGUCAUGGCGAGUGGAAGCACAUCGAUGCGAUUUUCUCGUUGCACGACGAACAGACCAAUAAUCGGUGUAUGAGGGAAUGGAGCAGGAAGACGUUCUUGUCUCCAGAAGAUCUGGAUCAGAUUCGCGGUCAGCUUGGUGAAAGUGUGGCUCUAUACUUUGCAUUUCUGCAAUCGUACUUUCGAUUCCUGGUUUUUCCAGCCUUGUUCGGAUUCUCUUGCUGGUUGCUGCUUGGAUCAUUCUCGAUUAUCUACACUGUCAUCAACUCACUGUGGUGUAUCGUUUUUAUUGAAUACUGGAAGCGCCAGGAGGUCGACCUUAGUUGUCGUUGGCAGACCAAGGGCGUCUCUGUCGUGCGGACGAAGAGACGAGAGUUCAUGGCUGAAAAGGAAGUUCGCGAUGAGGGAACGGGUGAGGUUCGGGGCGUGUUUCCGGCUCAGAAGCGGAUGUGUCGCCAGCUGCUCCAGAUCCCGUUCGCUUUGCUGUCCGCUGUUGCUCUGGGAGUGAUCAUCGCUACGUGUUUUGCGAUUGAAAUAUUCAUCUCGGAGGUGUAUAACGGACCUCUCAAGACGUACUUGGUUUUUAUUCCCACUAUUCUGCUUUCUUCGCUCGUGCCAACCAUGAGUGCGGUUCUAACGGCCGUCGCUACGAAACUUAAUGACUACGAGAACUACGAGACCAAGGAUACAUAUGAUAUCGCCCUGACACAGAAGAUUUUCGUCAUUAAUUUCAUCACGUCUUACCUCCCCGUUUUUCUCACCGCGUUUGUCUACGUGCCCUUCGCCAGCCUCAUUGUCCCCUACCUCGAUAUCUUCCAAGUGACUGUUCGUCCGUUUGUGUCCAAGGAACACGCAACGACGGCUCGUACUGCCAAUUUCAGCAUUGAUCCCGACCGUCUACGUAAACAAGUGAUCUAUUUCACCGUUACUGCGCAGAUUGUGGGCUUUGCCAUGGAGACGAUCGUCCCGUACCUCAAGCAGAACCUUUUGCGCAAGUACAAGGAAUAUCAGAAGAAACAGGGCAAAAUUGAUGCCACCGGAAGCGACUCAGAAAGCGAGAAUGACCAAUCUGUCUCUUUCGACGACCCUGUGGACGAGGUCAAAUUCCUCACCCGAGCUCGCAACGAAGCUGAACUCUCGGAUUACGACGUAACCGAUGACUUGCGUGAGAUGUGCAUCCAGUUUGGUUAUCUGGCUCUCUUUUCCCCCGUCUGGCCACUUGUUCCUGUCUCCUUCCUGGCCAACAAUUGGGUCGAGCUUCGUUCGGAUUUCUUCAAGAUCUGCAUGGAAUGUCGUCGGCCUCUGCCAUUGCGCGCGGACACCAUCGGGCCCUGGCUCGAGAGCCUGGGCUUCUUGUCGUGGGUUGGCAGUAUCACAAGCUCUGCCCUCAUCUACAUGUUCAGCAACGGCCACCCAGGUCCGAACGGCGAACCAUCUGUCAUCAAGGGCUGGGCGCUUUUGCUGACAAUAUUCUUCUCCGAACACCUUUAUCUCAUCGUGCGGUAUGCUGUUCGCGCAGCCAUGGAUAAACUAGAACUGCCAAACUCCCGCCAGGACCGCACGAACCAUUACCUCAUGCGCAAACGCUACCUGGAGUCGACGCUGCGCACUGACGUGGUGGGCGAUGAACCUGAUGACGAGAUAGAUAUCCGGGGUUCUGAGCUUGACGAGAUCAGUGUCAAGACGUUGGAAGAUGAUGCUCGGAAGUCGAGUCUGCAUGAGACGGAUCCGGCCGAUCGAUUCUGGAGACGGCAGAAGGGAUGGUUGGAGUCUGCGCGGGUUGGUCAGAGCAUUAUCCAGGCACAGGUUGGGAAGGAGGGUAAGAAACAACAGUGA